CCUAGUCCUCCCCUCCUCCCUACGCUUCUACUUUGUUGUUCUUACUGAGUAGUAACUGGCAGGCAUUUGUCGCAAAAUUCCCCCAUCUCCCGACGGUGGCAAAGACAGUCUUCUGGCACAAUUUUGUUCGGAGAUUCUGAGCCAGUGGUAGGUUGGGAAGGACGACAUUAGGAUUCAAGGGAUGUCAGAGGACGAGAAGACGUUGACGCCACCGACGACGAAGACGGGACAAGUACCGGAGUCAUCAAUUACCUCAGCGUCACCGUCCAAGGACAAGUCGGACAAGGCAGACAAGACAUGGCACUCGUACAUUUCAGAGGAUCUUCCUCGUACAGUCCAGCAGUCUACAGACUCCGCCCUCCGCUCCGCCCGUUCCUUCCACCACUCCUCUUCUACCCAUUUCCGUACUCUUCGGGAUUUCAUGCCACAACUGGGAAGCCAGUAUAGAACCUAUGAAGAUGCAUUCUUCCUGAAAAUUAAAGAUGAAUUGACUAAAGUUAGAGAAAAUCCAGCUGUGACUGGUGGAAUUGCUGUUGCUGUUGGUCUCCUAUUAUUCAGAGGACCGAGAAGGUUUCUUUUCCGUCAUACAUUGGGCCGAUUUCAAAGUGAGGAGGCGCAGUUCAUUAGAGCUGAAAAGAAUGUUAAGGAGUUGAACCUUUCUGUUGACUUGAUGAAGAAGGAGAGUGGAAAGCUACUUGAAAGGGCAGCUCUUGCUGAAAAGGAAAUGAAACAUGGCCAAAUUGACCUCAUGAAUGCUGGAGUUCAGAUUCAAACUCUUGCAAGAUCUGUUCACAAGGCAGAAACUAAAGCUACUGAUUGGAAUAAGCCCUAGGCCUACACCCUGAAUUUUAUGAAGUCAAAAUGCAAAGGCCAAGAGUCUCCUUACUCUUUAAAAGAAAAAAAGCUCUUAAGUGUAUAUAUUUAUAUAUAUAUAUGUACAUGUGUGUGUGUGUGUGCAUAUAACUUGAUUCCCCAUUUGUAGCUGCAACUCCGACACUAGGGCUAUGAAGCGGCAAAAGUAUGUUGGGUAUACAAGCCCUGCAACAAAUUGUGGGGCUUAUGGGACUAAGGAAUGAGUUUUUCAACCUGAAUCAUAGUGAUUGUUGGUGUUUGGAAGAGGCAUCAAGGGGAUAAAUCUAUGGGUUUCAUUGCCCCAUCCUAUUCUUUUAGUCAUUGCCGAAUGAAGUGGAUAUGUUUAGCUUGAUUACAUUUUUCAUGUUUACUUAAAAGAAAAAAAAGGGUAUUGCAGAAAGACAUGAGAGCCA
Messenger RNA from Coffea arabica (coffee), 1265 nucleotides. RefSeq names its product RGS1-HXK1-interacting protein 1-like. NCBI's taxonomy places the organism in Eukaryota, Viridiplantae, Streptophyta, Magnoliopsida, Gentianales, Rubiaceae. The record is from RefSeq and is a predicted model, not a curated record.